AUGAAUCGAAACCAACCGGCGAGCGACGAUAUCUGCCUGUGGGCUACGGGAGAACUGCAGCAGCCCGACAGCCGAUAUGGGAAAACACCCUUCAGGAUCUAUAACUCCGUUGCCAACCUCACGAAGGCGCAACGAGAGCAGGCGCCCUACUUCGUCGUGUGGCUGCAUGGUAUGGAUGGAGGCUGGAUCGAACCAAGCUACCUGAAGACGAUGCAGAUGAGACUACAUCGUCGGGUGGUCUUCAUGGUGCCAAAGAAUCCGGAGUCCACGCCGGAGGGCUUGAACUUCAACUGGGGCUGCUGUUUCUACAAAAAAGAGAACAAAAACAAUCUCGGCUAUGUUCUGGGCGUCCUGCACAAGGGCUUCCUGACGGAUCUCUCAGAGAAGAUCAGUAACUUAGCAACGUUGUUUGAGGCCGAGCGGACCAUGGUGAUGGGCUACAGCAUGGGUGGCUUCGGCGCCUUUCAGCUUGGAGGCUUCGCUCCUGACGUCUUUGACGUCGUCGUUUCGGCUGCAGGCUACGGACUUGGGACAUUGACACCGCAGGGUGAGAUGUAUGACGCGCCGCAGCCGCAAGCAACGAACAACUUCGAAGAUUUCCUGGGCCAAGUUGCCUCGAACAUGGUGCGGGUGCCCAUCGUCCUGGCGCUGCAUGCCGAGCAUGACGGCAUGUCCAGCUACCGAGAUGUUAAGGCCAUCAUCGCAAGACUGCAUGAGAUUAUGGAAGCAGAGGGCAGCAACAACACCGUGGCACUACUGCAGGUGCCAGAUGACAAGGCCAACUCCGACAAGUCCCGGAAGAAGGCGAGCACCAGGAGGCACCACCACUACUUCAACUAUACUCUUCUGGACGCCCACAGUGAGGACUUCUUCUGGUCGAAACUGCGGGACCUCCUGAAGACAGCUCCCUACCGAUUGGAGAUCAAGUGUCCGCAGGAGGUUGAAAAAGUCGGGACGUUGAGUGCAAAAUUGGGCGGAGGAAUGCCGCCCUGCCCCAACUGCCCGAAGCCGGCGGCGGAGGAGGGAGAGGAGGAGCAAAUGACGAAGUACCAAGAGGAGUUCGAGGAGGAGCUCGAGGAGGAAGACGAAGAAGUCGAACCACGCGACCCAGCUCCCCGAUUGCACCGAGCCCAAGAGGGUGCCGCACCGAGCCAGGACCCCUAUGGCAUGGCUGGGACACCUGAUGUUUUGUCGGAGGAGGAGGAAGAAGAAGAAGAAGAUGACGAAGAACUGCAAUGUGCGGGAGGGCAGCCUGCGCCGAGGAGCCGCACUGCGCCGAGGAAUCCCCGCAGAGGAUACCAGUGGCGUCCUCACACCCAGGUGGCCGCGGAGAAGAGCAAAAGCGAGCCCCGGCUGGAGGAGGGCGAGGUGGGCCCAAAGGGCACACGACUACGGCCACAAGCUGCUCUGCCACAACUACAUACUCGCGAAGCCAAGAGGCCGCGCAUCGAGGACCUGCCAUGA
Messenger RNA from Symbiodinium natans, 1464 nucleotides. NCBI's taxonomy places the organism in Eukaryota, Dinophyceae, Suessiales, Symbiodiniaceae. The record is from the annotation of a GenBank genome assembly.